GUUAGUUUAGAUACUCUGUUGAAAGUAUGCUAUUUACUAAAAUUGUAAAUUGACUUUAACUGCAGAGAUGUUUUGGAACUCACAGUGGCCAUUACAAUUAAAGAUAAAAAGGCAGAAACAUGCACUCUUAAAUUCAAGUGCCAUAUUUUUUUUAUAAUUUAUCUGAUUUUUCUUUCCAUUUACUUCCCAAGCCACUCCUCCCCAUUUAUGUUUCUGAAUGAUUGCAUCUUUGUUUUUUUAUAGCACUUGGUAUCGUUCUCACGCUCACUUUGCUUCCUUGAUUCCUUGCUCCACCAUUUUCCCAUGUUACUGACAAAUGGCCCGCUGGUGAGUCCUUUUUUUUUUUUUUUGAAACAGAUUUGGACCUGAUGAGAGGAAUGGAUGCAAAAUUGACUGUGCUUGAUUACUGUUUUGCCUAUCAGUUUGUCUAAAUGAUACCAGUUGGCAAUAACCAAUUUGGAACCUGAUGAGAGGAAUGGAUGCAAAAUUGACUGUGCUUGAUUACUGUUUUGCCUAUCAGUUUGUCUAAAUGAUACCAGUUGACAAUCACCAGUGAGUGUUUAAUUGGUUAACCACAGCUUUAUUGGCUAAAUCAGGUUUUCAUGCAAAAUUAGUGGUGAUGCCAAGAGCUGAACUAUAUGAUUUGCUAUGUGCUAACUGCAGUUCUAUUGACGAAGUCUUUUAUUUUCAGUUAUCUAAUUGAAAUUGGUGGGAAAUUAUUGAAUGUUUGCACUGACAACCUGGAGCAGAAAAUAACAUAUAAAUAAAGGAAAAAAAGUUAUCUGUUGGACCAAGAAUGAAACUUAAUAGGUGUUUAUGGCCUUUCAUGGACUUUCUCAUGUGUGUUAUUUUACAUUGCUCUUUGUGAUUGAUAAAAAAUGGCAGGGCUGUUACUUUUAGUUUUAGAAGUCUGCUUGGUUCUCCUUUGUGAUUUAUUCUCAUCUUUUGAAUGACCUUGGAUGCUCCAUAUAUGGUGAUCUUUUAUUAUUUUAAGCAUGAUUGUGAUCAAUGUAAUUACAUCUACUUAAUGAUUAGGUUUGGAUGGUUCAGAUGCUGGUCUGGCCAGCACUGCAGUGGAUGAUUAGGAUAUGAUCUGUUUCUCUGAAAUUGGAGUUAAAUGGUGGCUUUCAUCUUUGCUUCUUUUUGUGGGUGUGUGUGUACUCUUACUCUGAGCAUUUGUUAAAAUUUCAAGAUUUCAGCAAUAAGCUGUCCCUUUUCUUUUAGCAAAUGCAUAUUUGUUUUAGUUUGAUUACAUUACCUUGCUAUGUUGCAGAGAAACACAUAGGGUUUUUGGGGUUCUGUAGUAAAGCAGAUAACUUGAUGAUUUCCCAUGUGUUUUUUGGAAAUGAUUGUAGGAGGUGGAUUUGGAUUUUCCAUGGGUUUGAUACUGGCUUCCCUGGAAAAUUCUAUAAUGCAAGAUCAAAUGACUGACAAACAAAAAUUCAUUUAUCAAGCCAAGCAAAUGGUGCAGAGAAGCUGGAGUUCAGCAAAAACAUUUGUAGUCAUGGGAUUUCUCUGCUGUUGAGUGUGGUGUUCAGAAGCCAUUGCAAAGAAAAAUUACACAUACGGAUAACAUAUAUGUCAAUAUAUCAUUUAAAUUUCUCAUAUGGGGUCAAAUGUUGUAAAUAAUUGUGUGCUGGAUCUUAUUCUCUCAAUGGUAACGGCAAAUGACGUGGCAGCAUGUUGCCUCUUCUUCAAGUGAGAAAUACUGAGGUUGACGUACUGAACCUGUGUUGUAUGAAGAUAGCUUAUUUUAUUAAGUAAAUUUUGUUACUUUAA
This is a messenger RNA of Rubroshorea leprosula, 1779 nucleotides long. NCBI's taxonomy places the organism in Eukaryota, Viridiplantae, Streptophyta, Magnoliopsida, Malvales, Dipterocarpaceae. The record is from the annotation of a GenBank genome assembly.